Molecule: messenger RNA, 5649 nt
Organism: Clupea harengus (Atlantic herring)
Lineage: Eukaryota; Metazoa; Chordata; Actinopteri; Clupeiformes; Clupeidae
Gene: myca
Product: MYC proto-oncogene, bHLH transcription factor a
Biological process (GO): regulation of DNA-templated transcription
Molecular function (GO): DNA-binding transcription factor activity; protein dimerization activity
Source: RefSeq, a predicted model, not a curated record
CAGUCUGCACUUCAUUUCGAGUAGCAAGCCCGGGGUGCGAACAAUUUGUGGACUCAGCCGCUGUUCACUUCGAAAAAGUCGCAGAGAUUUUUGUUGCCACAUAUGCUGCCAGGGACUAUUUCUCUCUGGAUAUUACUCUCUCAAAGUGUGUGGUUUUGUCAGCAUUAACGUUUUUUAACGCAUACGGAAAAAAUUUUCGCAAUUGCCUCCGUUGAGCACACGGUCGUCAAUAUGCCGCUAAAUUCAAGUUUGGCGAGUAAAAACUACGACUACGAAUAUGACAUGGUUCAGCCGUACUUCUAUUUUGAAAACGACGAUGAGGAUUUCUAUCACCAACAACAGGGACAGCUUCAACCGCCCGCUCCCAGCGAGGACAUUUGGAAGAAAUUCGAACUGCUGCCCACUCCGCCUCUGUCACCAAGCCGACGGCCCUCGCUCUCCAGCCUCUACCCAUCAACAGCAGAUCAGCUAGAGAUGGUGUCAGAGUUUCUCGGGGACGACGUUGUCAACCAGAGUUUUAUCUGCGAUGCAGACAGCUCAAAGUCUAUCAUUAUCCAGGACUGCAUGUGGAGCGGCUUUUCCGCUGCCGCCAAGUUGGAGAAAGUGGUUUCCGAAAGACUUGCAUCGCUCCAGGCUGCUAGGAGAGAGUCCUCGACUAGCGAGACCACGGAUAGCAGCCUAAGUCGAUUGAAUGCGAACUAUUUGCAAGACCUCAACACCUCUGCUUCGGAAUGCAUUGAUCCUUCGGUGGUCUUUCCUUAUCCGCUGACCGAAAAUCCCAAACCCAGCAAGGUGACACCGUUAACGACUUUGACAAUGGACACUCCUCCCAACAGCGGUAGUAGCAGCGGUAGUGAUUCAGAGGAGGAUGAUGAGGAUGAUGAUGAUGAGGAGGAGGAGGAAGAAGAGGAGGAGGAUGAGGAAGAUGAUGAGGAGAUUGAUGUAGUGACCGUGGAGAGGCGCCAAGCCGUAAGGCGGAGUGACUCUGACCCCACAAACUCACGCCAGCACAGCCCCCUGGUGCUCAAGCGCUGCCACGUCUCCACCCAUCAGCACAACUACGCUGCAUCGCCCUCCACCCGUCACGAGCAACCUGCCGUCAAGCGCCUGCGCCUGGAGCCGGUCGUCACCAGCAACAGCAGCAGACCUGGGCGGCAGUCGGGCAGCAGCCGCAAGUGCUCGAGUCCACGGACGUCGGACUCUGAGGAUAACGACAAGCGCAGGACUCACAACGUGCUGGAGCGUCAGCGGCGCAACGAACUCAAGAUGAGCUUUUUUGCUCUGCGGGACGAGAUCCCCGAGGUGGCCAACAACGAGAAGGCUGCCAAGGUGGUGAUCCUGAAGAAGGCCACAGAGUGCAUCUUCAGCAUGCAGUCGGAUGAGCAGAGGCUCCUGUCCCUUAAAGAACAGCUGAGGAGGAAGGGCGAACAAUUGAGACUUAGGCUGGAACAGCUACGGAACUCUCAUGUAUGAAGUCUAACCUGAGGAAAUAUCAAAACAAACAUUUAAAUGUUCAGUUUUUUUUAUGCAAGUUAAGACUGUUGCUCUGUAUAGAUGUUGCAUGCAAAUGCAAUUUUUUUUUAACUGUCUGAUUUUCAUGUUCAACUGCCCUCAAAGUUUUAAAAGUGGCAAAAUUUAAUGAUUUGUAUUUAAGUCAUUUAUUUUUAUUAAUAAAAUAUAAAAAAUAAGGCUGCCGUUUGUGGGGGCCUUGAAAUAAAUAAUCUGUUUUUUGUACAUAAUGAAUUUAAUAUUUCAUAAGAAAUGUAUUUUUUUGGUCUUGAUCGUGUGAGUGUUCAAUCUUUUGUUUCAUUGUUAUUUCCAUGUUCAAGAAACAGAAAUACAUUUCUCGUUCAACUUAACUCCUGUUGCCUGGAUUCUUGUAUUACUUCCCAUGAGUCUGUCAAACAACUAUAAACAAAUCUAGUUUGCUAGGAUGAUCCAAAACCCACAUGCAUAGGCCAUACAAGGGAAGGGUUUACAUUUUCAAACAAAACAUCUGAGGAUGUGCUCUACAUCAUUCAUACUAUAAGUGUGACUUUGCUUCAUACCAGAAUUGAGUGCAGGAAAACAAAAGCAUUGUCAUCACAAUCUAACCCUUAUGAGAAAUGAUGCAUCAGGCCAGCAGAAUUCGACAUACUCUGCCUGCAAGUACUGCAGGUUUCUUAAUGAUCAAGGCUUGAUGCAAAUGAACACUGGUUGCUGUACAAUCCAAGAUGUCAAUUACCAGACAGUGCUAGUGUGUCCGUGUCACAACAGCAGCAUGAAGUGUAGUCCUAGUGAAGUACAUCCAUAAUACCUCCUCUCUGUACUUCUAACAAAGAUGAGAGAGCACUUGGCAUUCAAGAGACAAAUCUCGGCUGUGCUAUCCUGCCUUAUAAGAUGCACAAGAGUAUAUCCACUGAAGAGGGGGCAUGCUCUUAAAAUAUGCUAAUCAGUUGUUAAAUCUAGAAAGUAAACGGGCGCUCUGGUGUAUAUUUACUCCUAGUGUCUGGUAGUUUUAUUUACCUGAUGUCCCCUGCUGCGUGCAUCAUCAUCUGGUUAACGGAAGAUGAAUUACUAUAUCUAGCGUGUAGACUACAUCUGCCAACCGCACCUACCCACACUGUAGACCCGCAGUAGCGUAUAUAAUACUUAAUUUGUCUUUAAUGACGGUUGUCUGGAUUUUACACCCUCCCUUAUAUGAUAUGACAUGUCAAAGUCGCCUAUGCUGUCAUAAUAUGAACGUGGAGAAGGAUACAGAUUUCAUUUUGAAGCAUAAGCUGCUUGACGUGGUAAAUCACUGCGACUGCAACCACCUCGCCCGUGCCAAUGUCGCUCCUCGAUUUUUAUCAAAGGAACAGCACAUUCGGCAAACCCGACAAAACGAAUCAUAUUACAGACGCUGUACAAGUGCUCUGCGGUCAAACGUGAAUACCCAUACGCUUGAUCUUCCAUUUUAAUUUUGAACGCACGUAUGUAUCCAUUUCUGUGGCACUGUUUUGUUCAGAAACCUUCGCAGUGGAAGCGCUGCAAACCCGUGACGUCACACACUGUAUCUGACUGUAUGCAGAAUGUUCCGCCGAGCGCGUGCUCUGAGCACAUGGAAAAGGGGGUCGAGAUUUAGCGGCUAGGUGAAGUGCAACCAUAAAGCAAUAACUCUACCCCUCAAAAGGAAUAUAAUUUUGCCAUCACGCAUAACAAAGGAAAUGGGUGGAUUAUUGGGCGCCUGAACACCUCCUGUGCAGUUUCAGUGGACGUGAGAGCACCUGUCAAGUCAAUCGAAGAUCAUGCACGGACAAGAAAUGACAAAGAGAGCUGGACACAGUCUCAACCACUGUGACCUAAAGGAACAUGUCAUUAUUGCAUUCAACUUGUGUGUGUGCAAACCCCAUAAAGCACAAUUACCCAGAGCAUUUAUUAAAAGACACUUGUUCCCCUCUUGAUGGGUGACAAGGCCACUCUAGCUAGCAAUUAAGUGAUUUGUGUCUCACCAUGGGAACUUGUCAUCUUAUAAACACAACUAGCUGCUCUAACAAAAGCAGUAGAUUCCAUUCGUGCCACAGUGUGCUUGUGAAAUACUUGAGCGUGAGGCAAAUUCAUACCUGAAGGUGCUGACUGCUGAGGGCCAGGUUUAACUGAUGAGUUCACCUGUACCUUAAAAAUGAACCCACAAGUGAGCUCAGGAGCUCCAAUAAAAGAUUAUGCAAUGAAAACAUCAGUAAAAGUAAGAGCAUUAGAGCUUAAUGGAAUAUCCUUUGUCUAAGGGUUGUCAUUUAAUGAAAGAUCCUGGUGAUGAUGAUGAAGUUGACUUGGUCAGACUGAUGCUAGAGGAUUCAUCUGACACCUUUGGGGUCAAAUAGAAAGUAUCAAUUCAAGUCACACUUUUCUUCAGAAUGCUUUCCUCCGUGAACUCUAAACACUAUACACCCUUUACAGCAAAUUUUAUCUAAUGUGGUUUUCCUUCCACAGGAAAUCCUGUCUUAAAAAGUUAACCCUGAUAGCCACCUUACCUUACUCUGUCAACAUACAAAUCUACUUCUCCAUAGUCUACACUUCAGCUUUCAUUGUACUGCUUAAGUCUAGACGUUGGUGUACCACCACAUUAUAAUGACUAAGUAAUGGACCACAAACCGUUGUUAUCACUAAGUCUAGAUCAGAAGUUUUUCAGCAGGUAGAGGGAGAAGCAGAGGAAUGCAUAGCAGGAUGCCAUAAUCUCCUGGGACUGACAGCACUUCGGUUGUUUUUAGUGAGUGACAGGAGUUUUUGCUGAGAAGCUGUAGUUUCGCAUUCUCUCUAGUUCCUCCUUUCUUUUUGAAUCCUGUGGUUGAUGCUAAGACCCACCCAGGACAGGAUGGGCUCCAUUUGUACAGUACACGCUGAACUUUUUAUUUGCUGCAGUUUUGAAAUGACGCCGCCAUGUCCACAGCACUCGAAGCAGCUGAUCAGGUGAAAGGGCCGCAUUGUGACAGACGAUCUGUCAUCAGUUAGGGUAUUUCUGUCACAGGGCACAUCUAAUCAAACAGCAGAUAAUGGUUUGAAGUGAAAGGGAGAGUUCCUGUGCAGUACGCUACGUAAUGACACCUCUUUAAGUGGAGCGCGUCACAGCAAAGGAAUGCUUUGCCCCAUAACACAGGCAGACAGAGCUUAUGGAAAUACUCCAGUGUGUCCUAUCAUCUCCAUCACGUUUCAGAACUGAAAAUCUGCUUGACAUAUUCAAAAGAACUUCAUCUAGCCUUCCCCUAGAGCUUUGCCUUCCUAGAAUCUAUCCAAUGUGUACAUUCCUCCACUCAGAAGCCAAACCGGGAUCUGGCAUUAUAUAAGUUUGUAUCCGAGCAGUCUUUCAGAUGUCUUGCAGAGGCAGUAAAAACAGAUGGUAGAACACUGGUUUUGGGGAUGACACAUUCCCACAUUCCCACUUCCUGCCGCACUCGUCAUAACGUUCCUUGGAGCAUCCCGCCAAAGAAAAUGUCCUCAGCCGUGACUCAGAAUGAAAAGACGUCAGUUAGGUUGGACAAUUAUGGUUUUAGAACGUUGGCCCUGUGGAACAUCGAUAUUGUGGUCUCCUGCAUUUUUUUUUUUUGGUGCUAUUCAGCUGGAGGCCAUCAGACUAGUGAAAUAUCUACUGAGAUAUGCUACUCUUGGGGGGCACUGUGGCGCGAGCCAAUAAGCCCCCCCCCAUUUACGGGCUACAAUGCCCGCGGGGACACAGGUUCAAUUCCGGCCUGCUGUCGUUUCCCGACCCUCUCCCCACCUCCUCACUCCUCCUCACUUCCUGUCCAAAAUACUUUGCUGUCCUAUCCAAAUAAAGGCUAAAAAGCCCAUGAAUAAAUCUUAAAAAAAAGAUAUGCUACUUGUCCACAGUGGGUCCCUCUGAGUGGUCACAAGUCCUGAAGAUCUGAGCAUGAUUAAACUCACUGAGACAUCCAGGAAGUAAUAUGAACUUCCUUACAAAUGCACUGACUUGAUAGUAUCGUGCUUCUGGAUGUUUCUUAGAUGGUUUUCUCAAUCCUACCACUGAGAACAUUUGACAAUGUGUUAAUGUGUGUUUAAUGUAUUGUAUAUUUUUUUGUGAUGUUAAUGUGGCCCCAGAGCAUGUUGUUUAAAUUCCUCAAGCGAUGAAAAAGAAAAAACAGUCUGUAUCUGAAUAAAGGAAAGAGAUGUGGAAAAUAA